AUGAAGCGAAAUAAUAGUGGAUUAUUGGCAAAAUCAAUUUUUAAUCGAAAUCGAUAUAAUAAAAAUGAAAAUGUUACCCAUGAUAACAAUAGUUUUGCUGUUGAUACGAAAAAAUCUCGUCCAAAUAAAUCAACUUUAAAAGAUUCUUUUCGUAAAACUUCAUCCAAUAAUAAAAUCAAGAAUAACAGGAAGAAGGUGAACAGCGCAAUGAUUGCUUCUACGACCACAACGCCGCCAGAGUCAACAACAGUUACAAAUAAACUUAUUCAAAACAAUGAAAGAAAAUCAAAUAAUUCAAGAAAACGUUUUUCCCUGGGAAAACGGCUCAAAAAAGCAACUAAGAAUUUAACUAUGGUAAAGGAAAACGAACUCAGCAAUUCUCCAACUGAAAUGGAAAAGGUGUCAAUGUUAAAUGAUAAGAGUGAAAAUUUAUUACCGCACAAACUUCCUCCCACAAUAUCAACAAUAUUAGAUGUUAAUAUUACUACAGAUUCUUCUUCACCUUCAAAAAAAGAAGAUAAAGAUUUCUUAUCCGCAACGUCACCAACUGCUCAUUCGGAAAUUAAAUCAUCAUCAAAUAUCGCAUCUCCGACAAAUAGUGGAUUGCGUUACGAAUCAUUGAUGCCUUCACCCUCAGCAAUUCACGUGAAUAUAAAUCAAAAUAAAAUUGAUUAUAAUGGAGCGUCCGAUUCUUGCGAGAACAAUAAAAAGAAAAAACAACGACCAAAAAGUGCUAACGGAUUUCUUUUUUCUACUCAACAACUGGCUUAUUCUUUCUUUAGACGUAAUCGUAAUCGUUCUUCUUCAAUGUCAUCAAUUAAUCAAGUCUCUGAAGUGCCUGAUGCAUUAUCAUCUAAAUCACCAGGGAAUACAAAUCAGCAAUCGGAACCUAUUUUAACAUAUGAAAGUUUUCCAGAUCCGAAUUCGGAGGACUUUAUUGAUGUUGUACGUUGGGAUUUGCCUGAUAAGAUAUCGGCUACCGAAGAUGCUGGUGGUGUUUUACAAAUGAUCGAGUUUGAUGACAUUUUUGUUAAUGGGAUCCGGGUUAAUUGA
Ambispora leptoticha is the source of this 1053-nucleotide messenger RNA. Lineage: Eukaryota; Fungi; Glomeromycota; Glomeromycetes; Archaeosporales; Ambisporaceae. The record is from the annotation of a GenBank genome assembly.